This is a messenger RNA of Hemibagrus wyckioides, 1300 nucleotides long. RefSeq names its product pleckstrin homology-like domain, family A, member 1 (gene phlda1). The record is from RefSeq and is a predicted model, not a curated record. The transcript is spliced from 2 exons. The coding region runs from base 345 to 797 and encodes 150 amino acids. NCBI's taxonomy places the organism in Eukaryota, Metazoa, Chordata, Actinopteri, Siluriformes, Bagridae. Gene Ontology annotation, biological process: positive regulation of apoptotic process. Gene Ontology annotation, molecular function: phosphatidylinositol phosphate binding.
GUGAGUGUAGAUGUGAAGACAGAAGCGCUUUGAUUUACUUUACCGAUGAAACGCUGAGGGAGGAAAAGGAAAAGCUGCUGUUAAUGUUUUGCUGCAUUUCUGCGCCUUUAGCCGCACGGCACCCGGGGGCGCACGCGCGCAGGAUUAAGCCCACUCUCGCGCACGCACACACACACACGGACGCGCGCGGAUCAGGGAUGUCUGUGGGCUGCUGGUGAGAGACACACCGACACUGCUGUCUUUCAUUCACUGAGCGCGCACGUGUGUGAGUGUGUCGCGUUUAUCUGCGCGCACAGCUCGGUGGUCGCGUGCCGGCGGUGUUCUGCAUCCUCGCGCUCCCGGUGAUGCAGCAGCAGCAGGGUCUGCGCGUGCUGAAGGAGGGCGUGCUGGAGAAGCGUAGUGACGGACUACUACAGAUGUGGAAGCGGAAACACUGCACGCUCACGGAGGAAGCCGUGCUGCUCCACGCGCCCAAGCACGCGCACGCACACGCGCACCCGGCAGCCAAGGGGAAAGAGCUCCAUUUCUCGCGAGUGAAGACCGUGGACUGCGUGGAGCGGAAGGGCAAACACGGCUACUUCACCGUGGUGAUGGCGGACGGGAAGGAGAUCGACUUCCGGUGCCGGGCGGAGGAAGGAUGGAGCGCGGAGAUCACGCUGCAGAUGGUGCAAUAUAAAAACCGUCAAGCUGUGCUCGCGGUGCGCUCCACGCGCCACAAACAACAGCGGCUCGUCAUUAACAAACCGGAAACAGAGGUCACGGUACCGACUGGGGAGAGCCGCGCGCACAGCGGUUAAACAGAUCCAUCAACUUCUCACACAGCCUGCCAAACGGAUAGACGGAGAUGACACACACACACACAGAUACACUCCGAGUGUGGAACACCGACCUCCUGCCUUCAUCUGUCUGUGUGUGUGUGUGUGUGUGUGUGUGUGUGUGUGUGUGUAAAUCAGCAACUUCCUCUUCAUUCAUCAGGCCAAAGACACCUUGUCCAUCCACCCAACUACUGUGUCAUCACACUGAUGAUGAGGAUGGGGGGGGGUAUCUCAGUGGUAAAGGUGUUGGACUGCUGAUGGGAAGGUUGUGAGUGCUGGGCCCCUGAGUGAGGCCCCUAACCCUCAGUUGUUCAGUUGUAUAAAGUUGUAAGCUGCUCUGUAUGAGGAGGUCUGAUAAAUGUCUGAAAUGUGAAUGAUGAUGGAGAUGAUGAUGAUGUCAUCACUGAUUUAUACCAACCCCCUUUUGUCUGUUUCAUAUGCAGUUGUUAAAGCUGUUUUCAUAAAUAAACACUUCAUUUCAAGCA